Gossypium raimondii (Peruvian cotton) is the source of this 1107-nucleotide messenger RNA. Its product is annotated as soluble inorganic pyrophosphatase 6, chloroplastic. Gene Ontology annotation, molecular function: magnesium ion binding; inorganic diphosphate phosphatase activity. Bases 107 to 967 code for a protein of 286 amino acids. Lineage: Eukaryota; Viridiplantae; Streptophyta; Magnoliopsida; Malvales; Malvaceae. Gene Ontology annotation, cellular component: cytoplasm. The record is from RefSeq and is a predicted model, not a curated record. The transcript has 6 exons. Gene Ontology annotation, biological process: phosphate-containing compound metabolic process.
UUCUAUGGCAUCAACUCAGACUGGUAAUCAUCCAUGUAUGAAAACUACCAACUCCCAAACAUUCCGGUUCACUGAUUGAGCGUCCACCACAAUACAUAAAUCAAACAUGGCACCGACAACCGUAGCCGCCCCUUCUUCUUGCAUGCUCCUCAAAACACCCUUCUCUUUGAAACGCGGCAGCAAGGCUCUUAGCUUGAACAAUGGCAGACGAUUGUCCAAAAGAUUAUUUUCUUGCAAUGCCAUUUAUAACCCCCAGGUGCGGAUCAAGCGAGAAGGCCAACCCGAAACUCUUAACUACAGAGUCUUCUUCGAAGAUGCUUCGGGCAAGAAGAUUUCUCCUUGGCAUGAUGUUCCAUUGCAUUUGGGAAAUGGUGUUUUUAACUUCAUUGUUGAGAUACCCAAAGAAUCAAGUGCAAAAAUGGAGGUUGCUACUGUUGAGUUAUACACACCCAUUAAGCAGGACACAAAGAAGGGCAAGCUUCGAUAUUACCCCUAUAAUAUAAACUGGAAUUAUGGAUUGCUUCCACAAACAUGGGAAGACCCAUCUUUUGCAAACUCUGAAGUUGAAGGAGCAUUUGGUGAUAAUGACCCUGUUGAUGUUGUUGAGAUUGGUGAUAGCCGGGGGAAGAUUGGUGAAAUUCUGAAGGUUAAGCCUUUGGCUGCUUUAGCCAUGAUUGAUGAAGGGGAACUUGACUGGAAAAUAGUUGCCAUCUCAUUAGAUGAUCCAAGGGCUUCUCUUGUGAAUGAUGUCAAUGAUGUUGAGAAGCAUUUUCCGGGGACACUGACCGCAAUCAGGAAUUGGUUUAGAGAUUACAAGAUCCCUGAUGGAAAACCAGCUAACAAGUUUGGUCUUGGCAACAAGGCAGCAAGCAAGGAAUAUGCUCUUAAGGUCAUUAAAGAGACUAACGAGUCUUGGGCUAAACUUGUCAAAAGAUCGAUUCCCGCCGGAGACCUUUCACUUGUAUAACUACUACUAGUUCUUUCAAUUUCAAACAAUGAACUGAACUUUCUUCCCCUUUUUCAAGCAGGUCUUGGUAAUCAUAUAAUACUGUUACCGAUGCAUUUCUUUCUGCUUAUUAUUUGAAUAAGUUAGACUACCUUUUUUAA